This is a messenger RNA of Pan troglodytes (chimpanzee), 2794 nucleotides long. It is a transcript of the gene ZNF75A, whose product is annotated as zinc finger protein 75a. Gene Ontology annotation, molecular function: DNA-binding transcription factor activity, RNA polymerase II-specific; RNA polymerase II cis-regulatory region sequence-specific DNA binding. The transcript has 7 exons. Gene Ontology annotation, cellular component: chromatin; transcription regulator complex; PcG protein complex. Gene Ontology annotation, biological process: regulation of transcription by RNA polymerase II. The coding region runs from base 477 to 2087 and encodes 536 amino acids. The record is from RefSeq and is a predicted model, not a curated record. Lineage: Eukaryota; Metazoa; Chordata; Mammalia; Primates; Hominidae.
GAGACAGCGACAGCCACGCGGUGAGCCGGUACAAGGCCCUCUAGGCUUCGGCGGGUCUGGAUACUCGGUGGCAUUAACCCUUCCCUACCGCCGGGGCAGACGGCAGUUUCUCUGGCGAGGAAGUAGGCCGGGCUCAGGCGCCUUAGCCAGAGGGCGGGCCUGCGCGCACCCUCGGAAAGCGUCACUUCCACUUCCGGCCUGCGCUCGGGCUCUGUACCUGGACAGGGCAGCGGUAGGGCAGCGGCAGGCCAGCGGUGGGCUGGCGGUUGCGCUCCUCAGAUCGGCGGCCUUCCGGGCGGUGGCUUGCGUUUGAGCCUCAGAAAGCGAGGAGCGGCCUCCACGGAAGCCAAGCUGGCCGAGUGCUUUUAGGAAGAAGAUCCUUUUAUUGCUUUUGUACAAGACCAGACGGGAUCUCAUUUGUCAAACGUGGUACCAAUUGGGUGUCUUAACACAGGAGCAGAACUUCCUAGAGCAGAAUGAUGAUGGUAGAUCUGAAAGUGGCUGCGUACUUGGACCCUCAGAUCAGGGCUUUGUGGGAGACCAAGGGGCCUGCAAGAGAGAGCUCCGGUCAGAGUAAAAAAUCUCAAAUGGACAGUCUCGAUCCUAAGAGCUCUUGCUGGCACUUCCGGAACUUCACCUAUGAUGAAGCAGGUGGACCCCGUGAGGCUGUCAGCAAACUUCAAGAAUUAUGUCAUCUAUGGCUGAAGCCAGAGAUCCACUCAAAAGAGCAGAUACUGGAACUGCUGGUGCUGGAGCAGUUCCUGACUAUUCUGCCCAGGGAGACACAGACCCAGAUGCAGAAGCACCAUCCACAGAGCAUUGAGGAGGCUGUGGCUCUGGUAGAACACUUGCAGAGGGAAUCUGGUCACACAUGGAAUGGGGUUGCAGUCCAUGAGCUGGGAAAGGAGGCAGUGCUCUUGGGAGAAACAGCAGAGGCCUCAAGUUUCGGGCUGAAGCCAACAGAGUCCCAACCAGUGGGCGUAUCCCAAGAUGAAGAAUUUUGGAAUACAUACCAGGGUCUGCAAGAACAGCUCAGCAGGAAUACUCAUAAAGACACUGAGCCUGUGUAUGAGAGGGCUGUGCCUACUCAACAGAUUCUAGCUUUUCCUGAGCAAACAAACACCAAAGACUGGACAGUGACACCUGAGCACGUCUUGCCUGAGUCCCAGAGCUUGUUGACAUUUGAAGAAGUGGCCAUGUAUUUUUCCCAGGAAGAAUGGGAGUUAUUGGAUCCCACUCAGAAGGCCCUCUACAAUGAUGUAAUGCAGGAAAACUAUGAGACUGUCAUCUCUCUAGCAUUGUUUGUGCUCCCCAAACCUAAAGUGAUCUCCUGUCUAGAGCAAGGGGAAGAGCCAUGGGUUCAAGUAUCCCCGGAGUUUAAGGAUAGUGCCGGAAAAUCUCCUACAGGGUUAAAGCUCAAAAACGACACUGAAAAUCGUCAGCCUGUAUCUCUUUCUGACUUAGAAAUACAAGCAUCAGCAGGCGUCAUAUCAAAAAAGGCCAAGGUAAAACUUCCACAGAAAACAGCAGGCAAAGAAAAUCAUUUUGAUAUGCACAGAGUGGGAAAAUGGCACCAAGAUUUUCCAGUGAAGAAAAGAAAGAAACUUUCAACCUGGAAACAAGAGCUGCUCAAACUUAUGGAUCGUCACAAGAAAGACUGUGCAAGAGAGAAGCCUUUUAAAUGUCAGGAAUGUGGGAAAACCUUCAGAGUUAGCUCUGACCUUAUUAAGCACCAAAGAAUUCACACUGAAGAGAAACCCUAUAAAUGUCAACAGUGUGAUAAGAGGUUUAGAUGGAGUUCAGAUCUUAAUAAGCACUUAACAACACACCAAGGAAUAAAACCGUAUAAAUGUUCAUGGUGUGGGAAAAGCUUCAGUCAAAAUACAAAUUUACAUACACACCAAAGAACUCAUACAGGAGAAAAGCCCUUCACAUGUCAUGAAUGUGGAAAAAAAUUCAGUCAGAACUCCCACCUUAUUAAACACCGGAGAACCCACACAGGUGAGCAGCCAUAUACUUGUAGCAUAUGCAGGAGAAACUUCAGCAGGCGAUCAAGCCUUCUUAGACACCAGAAACUCCACCUGUGAAGAGAAGCUUGUCCAGUGUCCUUAUUCUGAAGACAUUCACCAAAUGGAGCUUGGCACUAAAAUUUAUGUAAAAGAAAAAUCACAAACCUUGAAAAAUUUUACAUCAGAAAAUGGGAUAAACAUACGUUUCACAGAAAAUAAUCAAGACUUGCUCUGCAGCCACUCAGUAGUCUUCUGUGGUCACAGAAGUAAACAUUGUUGGUUUUGUAUUGAUCUCUCCAGUCAUUUUUGAACACAUCCAAUAGAAACAUUGGCAGCAUGGUCUUCCAAAACAAAAAGCAGUAACAUGGAUGUUUAAUUGCAUACCAUUCUCUUCACAGUAGCAGGCUUACCAAUUUCCAUAGUCUCAUGAGGCAGAAAUAAAUUACAAUGUAAAGUGUUCCAAGAACCAAAUUGGAUUUUCUUUCUUUUGUCAUUGGACACGGUUUGCAAAGUUGAACAUCAUUUGAGUUCCUUCUUAAACUUUUCGGCAACUUCUCUUGGAUCCUGUUAUCACAGUUUUUUACUGUGAUGAAAUCUUGUUAACCACGACUAGGGAAUCUCCAGAUGAACUAUUAAUGCACUGUCUUAUGCCUCUCAUUGGUGAUGUUUGGAAAAUAGAAGACAUCUCUAAUGGAAUAAUGGGGGAAACGGGUUGGAAUUUGUAGCCAUGGAAUAUAUAUUAGAUGUAAAGAAUUUUCUGCAAUAAAAGAAACUGGACUUGUUAA